UUCCAUGCUKACAAUUAUGUAUCGAUCAACGAUCGAGAAAUUAACAGCUGUUUUGUUAUCAAUACUAUAGCGUGUGAUGUAACUUUAUCUAUGCAAUUCCAUGUUGUUGGUCAUUAGAUUCUGAUACUCUAGUGAUCGUUUUAGUUUUGUAUUGUUAUUACCUUAAAAUAUUUUUUUUAAGCGUUCAAUCAUGAUUAAGUUAGUGAAAUUUUGUAGAAGCCCCUUAAUACAACAAAUACCUCGUUACACAGCCCGACUUUUGCAUGUUGGCGAUGCUGAUGUUUUGUCAAGCUCAAUUGAUAAGAAUUCUGCUGAGUUUAAGGAAAAUGUUGUGGAAAUGACUACUUUGAUAAGCCAGCUAAAUGACAUUACUCAGCAAGUUCUGACUGGUGGUGGAACUACAGCAAUCGAACGCCACACUUCUCGAGGCAAACUUUUGCCCAGAGAACGCAUCAAUUUGUUACUAGACAAAGGUUCAUCCUUUCUUGAAUUAAGCACUUUGGCGGGAUAUGAAUUGUAUGGAAAAGAUAUUGUAAAUUCAGGCGGAAUUGUUACUGGAGUAGGUAGAAUAUGUGGAACUGAGUGUGUUGUUGUUGCUAAUGAUGCUACGGUUAAAGGAGGUACAUACUAUCCAAUUACUGUAAAGAAGCAUUUACGUGCCCAGGAGAUUGCUCAAGAAAAUCGUCUGCCGUGUGUCUACUUAGUGGAUUCUGGUGGRGCUAACUUACCACGUCAGGCAGAAGUUUUUCCAGACAAGCUACAUUUUGGACGCAUUUUUUAUAACCAAGCUAAUAUGUCGGCAUUAGGUAUACCUCAGAUUGCAGUCGUGAUGGGAAGUUGUACGGCCGGAGGCGCUUACGUACCGGCCAUGGCCGAUGAAAGCAUUAUUGUUAAAAGACAAGGUACCAUAUUUUUAGCUGGCCCGCCUUUAGUGAAAGCUGCUACAGGUGAAGAAGUAUCAGCUGAAGACUUGGGUGGCGCAGAUUUACACUGUAAAACUUCUGGUGUAACCGAUCACUAUGCUGUGGAUGAUGAACAUGCACUUUAUUUAGCUAGGCAAGUUGUUCGAAGUCUAAAUUUGCCAUCAACAAAUAGCUACAACGAAAAAUUGUUAUAUUCAAGUCAAAUGGCGAAUCGAACGGUCAAUGCUAAAGGUCUAGAAACGAUUGAAGAUCCAAAAUAUGACCAAAAUGAUUUAUAUGGAAUUGUGGGCACAACAUUGACCAAAAGUUUUGAUGUGCGUGAGGUCAUAGCACGAAUAGUGGACGGCAGUCGUUUUACAGAAUUCAAAAAAUUAUAUGGAGAGACAUUAGUCUGUGGUUUUGCGAAACUUUACGGUCAUACAGUUGGAAUAAUUGGAAACAAUGGUGUACUAUUUUCGGAGAGUGCUUUAAAGGGGGCACAUUUUAUUCAGUUAUGCGCCCAACGGAACAUACCAUUGGUAUUUUUACAGAAUAUUACUGGUUUUAUGGUUGGACGCGAUGCUGAGGCGAAUGGAAUUGCAAAGAAUGGUGCCAAAAUGGUGACGGCUGUAGCUUGUGCAAAUGUGCCUAAAUUUACUGUUAUUAUAGGAGGAUCUUACGGUGCUGGAAACUACGGAAUGUGUGGUCGCGCGUAUUCACCACGUUUUUUGUACAUGUGGCCGAAUUCCCGAAUUUCCGUAAUGGGUGGCACUCAGGCAGCCAAUGUUUUGGCCCAGAUAACGGCAGAUCAACGUAAACGUGCUGGUAAAGACUUUACUGAGGAAGAGGCCAACAAGGUGAAGGCACCUAUUAUUGAGACAUUUGAAAAAGAAGGUUCACCUUAUUAUAGUACUGCACGUUUAUGGGAUGACGGCAUCAUUGAUCCAGCGAAUACACGCCAAGUGUUAGGCCUAAGUUUAAAAGCGGCUUUGAAUAACGCCAGCCAAUCUACACGGUUUGGUGUAUUCCGCAUGUAAAAUAUUGAAGUGGAUAUGUGGACGCUUCUUGCAUUUAUUUUGAUAUACAGUUGUGUCUAGUUGUGAAUAGUCUUUGAGGAAAUUGUUGCAUUUAUUAGAGUUAGGAUAAAUUUUUUUAAACAAUUUUUGUGAGUUUACAAGUAACUUAAUGUAAAGUAGUUAUAUCGAUUGAAUAUUUUUUCAAAUAAUAUACACAUAUGAUAAAGUAGUACUUAAAAUUUGUUUAAAAUAUUUUUUAAAGCACGUUGAAUAUUUUUGCUUUACAAGUUUUAACUUUUCAUGUAUAAUCAAUUUAAUUUAAUUAAAAUAUGUUUAGGGUCAAAGACKUUGAUAAUUGUAUCAUUUGAAUUCUGGUUAGACAUAAGCAAAGUGUGUUUGUGCAAUGAACACAAAAGAUGUAAUACAAAUAAAUGGUUUAAAAAUUAGAAGUUUAAAUAAUUAUAAAAAGUUGGACAAUAAGAUGGCAACACAGURCAUGUAGCGGCACACAACUUUUUGAUUUGUCUGGUACAUUUUCUAGUCGUUACAAUAAAAUAUUCACCACACAUAUUCGUUGUGUUUGACCAAUUCGAAAUAUCCGCUCGUUGUUGAGAUUGAACGAUUUUGAGUAGUUUGUUCGCAUUUUCUGUGUUGAUAGCACGCGUUAUUUGAUUCGCGUUUUGGCGUUUUAGCAGUAUAAACUGCUCACAUACUUACAUAUUAAAUCAAUUGAUAUUUCCUGCGUAAGAGAAGCUAUCAAAGCAAAGACGUUGCAGAAUUAUAAAUCGGCAAGUGUAAAAGGCAGUGAUUGGUAGGGAGUGAGAGCAAGACGUCAACGGAAAGAAGAUUAAGUGAAAGAACACCAUAUCAGCCAGUUGGUCUAUACAUCAGUCAAGUCAUAAGGACAGAGAAGAGCGGACACUUCAUUUAGUUGCAGCCGGCUGUUGUGUGUGCAGUAAAGCA
Bactrocera latifrons is the source of this 2881-nucleotide messenger RNA. RefSeq names its product probable methylcrotonoyl-CoA carboxylase beta chain, mitochondrial (gene Mccc2). Gene Ontology annotation, molecular function: methylcrotonoyl-CoA carboxylase activity. NCBI's taxonomy places the organism in Eukaryota, Metazoa, Arthropoda, Insecta, Diptera, Tephritidae. The coding region runs from base 191 to 1939 and encodes 582 amino acids. The record is from RefSeq and is a predicted model, not a curated record. Gene Ontology annotation, biological process: L-leucine catabolic process. The transcript is spliced from 5 exons. Gene Ontology annotation, cellular component: mitochondrion; methylcrotonoyl-CoA carboxylase complex.